AUGACCAAAAGAACGAAGAAGGUCGGCGUGACCGGAAAGUACGGUACCAGAUAUGGUGCCUCCCUCAGGAAGCAAGUUAAGAAGAUGGAGAUCCAGCAACAUGCUCGCUAUGUUUGCACGUUCUGCGGAAAGUCGAGCGUAAAGAGACACUCCGUCGGUAUUUGGAACUGCAAGUCAUGCAAGAAGGUCGUGGCUGGAGGAGCAUACACCGUCUCAACACCUGCCGCGGCAGCCAUGCGAUCAACGCUCCGACGAUUGAGGGAAAUUGCUGAGGUCUAG
Molecule: messenger RNA, 279 nt
Organism: Venustampulla echinocandica
Lineage: Eukaryota; Fungi; Ascomycota; Leotiomycetes; Helotiales; Pleuroascaceae
Exons: 5
Coding region: 1-279 (92 amino acids)
Biological process (GO): translation
Cellular component (GO): ribosome
Molecular function (GO): structural constituent of ribosome
Source: RefSeq, a predicted model, not a curated record